GAACAAAAGAACACCACUCUCCGUCGCAGCGAUCGCUACUCUGUACCAUAACGAUCCAAAAUAACAUUGAGUUUGAGUUUGGAGCAAAGGCCUUGGCACUUCAACUUUUGCACUAGUUUUAAAGAAAAAGAUAAAAGAAAUGGCCCUAGACAUCUCCAUUUUCGAAACCAUACACCCCUCCCGCUUCCUCUCCUUCACCAUCCCCAACCCUGAUCCUUCUCUUUCUUCUCCACUCAUCCGAAUAGCCAUCCUCGACUCUCCUCUCCACCCGUCCACCCCCUCCUCUUCCUCCCUUUCUGCUCCAAAUGUCGCCGCCAUGUUCGUCCCCAAACACCGCGAGUCCGACUGGCUCUUCUCCACCGAGUCCGGCCACCUGCAACUCCUCCUCUCCUCCCCCAACAUCCAACGCCUCAUAUUAAUCGGACAGCAAGCCAUCGUGGACGACCCUAAUUCACCUUCCAUCUACCGUCGUCCCAUCGAUUCCGAUUGUUUAAACAACCUCGAAAUGGCGCUUAAGCCACUGGUAAUUGCUUUGUCUCCUAAAGAUUACUUUAAAUAUGGAAAUUUGGAAGUACCAAUCUUGAGUUAUGAAGAUAAUGUUAUUUCUAGCGUAGUUUUAGAGAAAUGUGUUGGGAACUUUGUCGGUGAAAUGAUUGUUGAAGAUGUUGAGAUAGAAAGUACUAAUCAAAAAAGGGAAUUUCGGAGGAGAUUGAGGUUUAAAAGGAUGCCUAAUUUGGUUCAGACGGAGAUUCGAAUUGUGCCCAGGACGGUUUAUUGUUUGGAUUCAGUAGAAAUAGGAGGGAAUGAUAAUGUAGAGUUUAGCCCUGAUUUGGGGGUUUUGGUGCAUGUUUAUUUGGUGCCAAUGGUGGCUAGUCUUGCUUUGGUUGGCUCAUGGAUGGAUGAGCGUUUUCAGCUUGGAUUUAGGCCGAAAGCUUUGUGUCUUGGGGUUGGAGGUGGUGCUCUGGUUGGGUUUUUGAAAACACAAUUGGAUUUUCAGGUUGUUGGUGUUGAGGCUGAUGAGGAGGUGUUGAGGGUUGCACAAAAGUAUUUUGGAUUGGAGGAUGGGGAUUUUAUUCAGAUUUGUGUCAGAGAUGGUAUGGAACUUAUGGAGAAACUUGCUCGUGGAGAUAGUUAUUGCGAAGGAGCUGCUCAUAUUGAUCCUCAAUUUGAUGUUAUUAUGGUUGAUUUGGAUUCUAGUGAUCUGAGCAAUGGUGUUAGUGCUCCCCCCUUGGAAUUUGUUAGGAAGGACGUUCUUUUGGCUGCUAGAUCACUUCUUUGUGAAUCUGGAAUUUUUGUUAUUAAUGUGAUCCCUCCAAGUAGGUUGUUUUAUGAGAGGUUGGUACAUGAUUUUCAGGAGGUUUUUCCUGAGUUAUAUGAAAUAGAUGUUGGAAAUGGAGAGAACUUUGUUCUAAUAGCUAAGACUUUGCCUACUGCAUCUUCGAUUAGUGAUUGUGAAAAUAAUUUUCUUAAAAAACUGAGACUCGCAAUUUCAGGAGCAUAUAUGGAAUCCAUGAAGAGAAUUUGAGGUGCAAUGUCUACUGGAAACAAUGAAUCUGCUGGUUCUGAUUGAGCAAUAUGAAUUUUUUAAGAUUGUAUUCAA
Theobroma cacao (cacao) is the source of this 1600-nucleotide messenger RNA. The record is from RefSeq and is a predicted model, not a curated record. NCBI's taxonomy places the organism in Eukaryota, Viridiplantae, Streptophyta, Magnoliopsida, Malvales, Malvaceae.